UCUCUCCCCCCUUCUGAUUUCCAGUUUCUAAAGUGCCAUGCGUGUGAGAGAGGCACCCGCAGCUCAGACGGUGAAACAUCAUUUAGCUGGAAAACAGCUCCCGGGGCCCCUCUCCUCUCUGGUCCGUGUGUGAGGGGAGAAGCUGCUGCCGUCCCUGCAGAGAAGGCCUGAGAUUCCAGCCGUGGGGAAGUGCAGGAGCCUGGAAGACCUGGGCCCUCCGAGGCUGAGGCUGCUGGAGCUGGAGGGAGGGACGGCGGCUUGGGGCCCCGCAUCAGCAAGACGGGUGGUCACGGGUGGCGAGAGGAAGGGGCGGGAAGGCGGCCAGCGUCAGGUUGGCCGGGACGAGCCCCCUCCUCAUGGCCUCCAAGCCGGCUGCCGGGAGGAGCCCCGGGGAGAAGCGCAAGCGGGUGGUGCUGACCCUGAAGGAGAAGAUGGACAUCUGCCGGCGCCUAGAGGAGGGCGAGAGCAGGCGGGCGCUGAUGCAGGAGUACAAUGUGGGCAUGUCCACGCUGUACGACAUCCGGGCCCACAAGGCCCAGCUGCUCCGCUUCUUCGCCAGCUCGGACUCGGACAAGGCCCUGGCGCACCGGCGCACGCUGCACACGCCCAAGCUUGAGCACCUGGACCGCGUGCUGUACGAGUGGUUCCUGGUGAAGCGUGCCGAGGGCGUGCCUGUCUCGGGCCCCAUGCUCAUCGAGAAGGCCAAGGACUUCUACGAGCAGAUGCAGCUGACCGAGCCCUGCGUGUUUUCUGGCGGGUGGCUCUGGCGUUUUAAGGCCAGACAUGGCAUCAAGAAGCUGGAUGCAUCCAGCGAGAAGCAGGCGGCCGACCACCAGGCAGCCGAGCAGUUCUGUGGCUUCUUCCGGAGCUUGACUGCCGAGCACGGUCUGUCCCCCGAGCAGGUGUACAAUGCCGACGAGACCGGCCUUUUCUGGCGCUGCCUGCCCGGUCCUGGCAUGGAGGGUGGAGCGGGGCCCGGCCUCAGGCAGAACAAGGACAGGCUGACCGUCCUCAUGUGCGCCAACGCCACGGGCUCCCACAGGAUCAAGCCCUUGGUGGUGGGGAAGUGCAGCGGCCCCAGGGCCUUCAAGGGCAUCCAGCAUCUGCCCGCAGCGUACAAGGCCCAGGGCAAUGCCUGGGUGGACAAGGAGAUUUUCUCUGAUUGGUUCCAUCACAUCUUUGUCCCCGCGGUGAAGGAGCAUUUCCGAUCCCUGGCUUUGCCUGAAGACAGCAAAGCCAUCCUCCUGCUGGACAGCUCCCGGGCCCACCCGCGGGAGUCCGAGCUGGUGUCAGAGAACGUUUUCACCAUCUUCCUGCCCGCCGGCGUCACCUCCCUGAUUCAGCCCAUGGACCAGGGCAUCCGGAGGGAUUUCAUG
Molecule: messenger RNA, 1376 nt
Organism: Vicugna pacos (alpaca)
Lineage: Eukaryota; Metazoa; Chordata; Mammalia; Artiodactyla; Camelidae
Source: RefSeq, a predicted model, not a curated record